Messenger RNA from Onychostruthus taczanowskii (white-rumped snowfinch), 1693 nucleotides. It is a transcript of the gene ARSA, whose product is annotated as arylsulfatase A. The transcript has 7 exons. Gene Ontology annotation, molecular function: arylsulfatase activity. Bases 87 to 1493 code for a protein of 468 amino acids. Lineage: Eukaryota; Metazoa; Chordata; Aves; Passeriformes; Passeridae. The record is from RefSeq and is a predicted model, not a curated record.
CUGGAGCACUGCCGGCACCGCCCGGGGAGCGCUCGGGGAUAUCCCGGGACAUUCCCGGGACACCGGGGGGACACCGGGGCAGCGCCAUGGGGCCGCGGGGCCGCCACCUCCCCUGGCUGCCGCUCCUAGCGCUGCUGGUGCUGCCGCCGCCCGUGCGCGCCGCCGCCGCCCGGCCCAACUUCGUGCUGGUGCUGGCGGACGAUCUGGGCUUCGGGGACCUGGGCAGCUACGGGCACCCCUCGUCCGCCACGCCGCACCUGGACCGGCUGGCGGCCCGCGGGCUGCGCUUCACCGACUUCUACAGCAGCGCCGCCGUCUGCAGCCCGGCCCGGUACGGCCCCGCGGCGGGGAGGGAGCGGGGUGAAAAUGAAAAAAUAUUAAAUGAACGAACAAAUCCAGAGGCGGAAUCCCAGCCGAGCCGAGCCCGCCGUGUUUCGCAGGGCCCCUGCCAGAACCUGACGUGCUUCCCCCCCGACACCAAGUGCUUCGGGACGUGUGACCAGGGCGUGGUGGCCGUGCCGCUGCUCUGGAACCAGAGCAUCGUGCAGCAGCCCGUGUCCUUCCCCGAGCUGGUGCCGCUCUACGGCCGCUUCUGCCGCGAGUUCAUCGCCCGCUGCGCCCGCCUGCGCCUGCCCUUCCUGCUCUACUACGCGUCCCACCACACGCACUACCCGCAGUUCGCCAGCCGGGAAUUCGCGGGCAGGACGCGCCGGGGACCCUUCGGGGACGCGCUGGCCGAGUUCGACGACUCGGUGGGACAGCUGCUGCAGGCGCUGCGCGACACCGGCCUGGACAACUCCACCCUGGUGUUCGUCACCUCGGACAACGGCCCGUCCACGCUGCGCAUGGCGCGCGGCGGCAGCGCCGGCCACCUCCGCUGUGGCAAGGGCACCACCUACGAGGGGGGCAUGAGGGAGCCCGCCCUGGCGUACUGGCCCGGCAGGAUCGCGCCAGGGGUGACGCACGAGCUGGCCAGCACGCUGGACAUCCUGCCCACGCUGGCCGCGCUGGCCGGCGCCGCCCCGCCCCGCGUGGCCCUGGACGGCUUCGACCUGAGCCCGCUGCUGCUGGGCACCGGCAAGAGCCCCCGCCGCUCCGUGUUCUUCUUCCCGCCCGCCCCCGACCCGCUGCGCGGCCCCUUCGCCGUCCGCCUGGGCAAGUACAAGGCGCACUACUUCACCCAAGGUUCCUUCCACAGCGACACGACCCCGGACCAGGCGUGCCACGGGCUGACCCCGCUGACGCCGCACCUGCCCCCGCUGCUCUUCGACCUGGAGGCGGAUCCCGCGGAGAACUACGACCUGCUGCGGGGCCAGCCGGGCCCCGAGGCGCUGCAGGCGCUCAAGGACAUCGCCGUGCUCAAGGACGUGCUCCAGCAGCGCCUGCACUUCGGCGACAGCCAGAUGAGCAAGGGCCGGGACCCCUCGCUGCAGCCCUGCUGCUCCCCCGGCUGCAGCCCCAAGCCGUCCUGCUGCCGCUGCGCCCCGCAGUGACGCCCCGAAGCUGCCCCGGCCCCCCGGAACCCAGCUCGGCCUCGGGGCUGCCCCGCGGCUCGGGGAGCCCUUGGACUCGCAGGGAGAUGGGGAGGAACGGGGGCACGGUGACCCCAAACGAGCAGGGCCCCGUGCUCCGUGUGGGAUGUUCCAGGGGAGGACUUGGAUAGGAUCCUGAUCCGUUCCAGGGUCCUGACCCG